GUUUCACUAUGCUCUAUUGGCCUACACCACUGAUAAUUCUCAUCAUAACAGAGCACACCAAACAGGAAAGUAUUUACCCCACUCACUAUGAUCCUGAGGACGGAGAGACGUUCGACUUCAUCGUUGUGGGGGCAGGGUCUGCGGGGUCGGUGGUGGCCAAUCGUCUGACGGAGCCUUCUGAUUGGUCGGUCCUGGUCAUUGAAGCUGGGUACGACCCUCCACUACCCUCAGACAUGCCUGUGCUCUUCCCCUGGCUGCAGAAAACAGAGAUAGAUUGGAGGUACAAGACUGAACCGGGAUUUGGACACUGUCUCGGUAUGGAGGACCAGAGGUGUUACUGGCCGAGAGGAAAGGUACUUGGUGGAACAAGUGUGAUUAACUUCAUGAUCUAUGUAAGGGGCAAUGCAAAGGAUUACGAUGGGUGGGCGAGAGAUGGCAACGUAGGAUGGGCGUACAAAGACGUUCUCCCCUACUUCAAGAAGUCCGAAGAUAUAAGAGCUGAAGAGGUCUUGGAUACCCCGGGUUAUGAAUAUUAUCACGGUAAAGGUGGUUAUUUGAAAGUAGAAACAUGGGAAAAGGAAGAAGUUCAACCCUUGGUCGAUCAUUUCAUCAGUGGAAUGCACGAAAUAGGACACAAUCUAAACAAGGAUUGUAACGGUGCAACACAAACCGGAUAUGCAACAUUGCAAGCGACUCAGGAAGACGGACGACGGUGUAAUACUGCCAAAGCGUUCUUAGCACCGAUCAAAAAAAGAAAUAAUUUAAAAAUAUGUAAAGGUGCUCUGGCUACUAAAAUAUUGAUAAGUGAAGACGGAAAAACCGCUUCUGGUAUUGAGUUUACAAACAGAGAUGGUGUAUCGUUAAAAGUCUUUGCUCGGAAGGAGGUGAUUUUGUCUGCUGGAGCUGUUAACAGUCCACAACUGUUGAUGUUGUCUGGGAUUGGUCCAAGAAAACAUUUAGAGGAACACAACAUCACAGUGGUUCAAGAUUUACCAGUCGGAGAAAACUUACAAGACCACGUUCUAACAUAUGGAAUGGUCAUUACACUCAACUACACAAAACCUGAUGAAGGAGUAGUGGCAGCGUUCUUAAAGUACGUAUUUAAAAAACAAACCCAUCUUUCCGGAUUCGGCCUCGGUUCUCUGACAGCAUUUAUUGACUUGAUUGACAACGAUGACAAUCCAGACAUUCAAAUGUAUUUUGUCGAUUUCUCCCAAGAUUUCCCAGGUUUAAAAAGAAUUUUAUCCGACACGGGUCUCCGGAAAGAUAUAAGAGAUCAGUAUGCAAAACUUCACUCUGAAUCGUACAUAGUUCUUGUUCUCACUUCAUUGCUCAAUCCGUACAGUAAGGGAAGAAUUUCAUUGAAAUCUAAAGACCCCACGAUGCAGCCUAAAAUAGAAGCUGGGUAUUUCUCUAAUUACAAAGACAUUCAGACACUUCUGACCACCUAUGAUAUAGCGACAAGUUUGGUAAAAACAACCGGCCUUAGGAGAGUCAACGCAGAGCUACAUGAAAUUAACGUCACAGAGUGCAAUAGAUAUCCAUUUGCUUCAAUAGCAUAUAGAGACUGUUCUCUUAGAUAUUUGACAGCAACAACUUACCAUCCAAGUGGCACGUGCAAGAUGGGUCCUGCAAGCUCUUCAGAUUCAGUGGUUGAUCCAUACCUCAGAGUUAAAGGUGUCAACAAUCUGCGGGUGAUUGAUGCAUCUAUCAUGCCUAAUAUUGUAAGGGGUAACAUCAAUGCUCCGGUUAUUAUGAUAGCUGAAAAAGGAUCCGAUCUCAUUAAACAAACGUGGUUGCCAAAAAGUGAUUAG
Messenger RNA from Macrosteles quadrilineatus (aster leafhopper), 1814 nucleotides. Its product is annotated as glucose dehydrogenase [FAD, quinone]-like. The record is from RefSeq and is a predicted model, not a curated record. The transcript is spliced from 2 exons. The coding region runs from base 9 to 1814 and encodes 601 amino acids. Gene Ontology annotation, molecular function: oxidoreductase activity, acting on CH-OH group of donors; flavin adenine dinucleotide binding. Lineage: Eukaryota; Metazoa; Arthropoda; Insecta; Hemiptera; Cicadellidae.